GUCUGGUUGGUGUCGCCGCCGCCGCCGUCGCUGCUGAUCCUGCUGCCGUUGCCUUCGGAGUCCAAGUGGUCGCCGCCGGGAAGGAAGGAGGGGACAAGUCCCUCGUCCAUAGCUUGAGGACUCGGGGGUCUCCCCAACGCCCCCUUUUUUUGGCCCGGGACCUAGGGAUUUCCCCCGUCGAGGGGGCAGCGUGAGCGGGGAGCCGCCGGUGAAAAUAAGCAACUAGAGAAGAAUACGUUUGUACUCAAUAUGUCCAGAAGAAGAUUUGAUUGCCGGAGCCUCUCAGGCAUGCUGUCUACAUCUAUCCAAACUCCAAUAAAGACAGAAAACUUUCACAAUUUUUACAUGCUCACAUCUAAAGAGCUGGGCAGAGGAAAAUUUGCUGUGGUCAGACAAUGUAUUUCAAAAUCCACUGACCAAGAAUAUGCUGCUAAAUUUCUAAAGAAGCGAAGAAGAGGCCAAGAUUGUCGAGCAGAGAUCCUACAUGAAAUUGCCGUGCUAGAAUUAACAGAGUCCAGUUCCCGUGUGAUUAAUCUCCAUGAAGUCUAUGAAACUUCAAAUGAAAUCAUUUUGGUGUUGGAAUAUGCUGCAGGUGGAGAAAUUUUCAACUUAUGUUUACCUGACCUAGUUGAAAUAGUCUCUGAAAAUGAUAUCAUCAAACUUAUUAGACAAAUAUUGGAAGGAGUUUCUUAUCUACAUCAAAACAAUAUCGUGCACCUUGAUUUGAAGCCUCAGAAUAUCUUAUUAAGCAGCAUUUCUCCACUUGGAGACAUAAAAAUUGUAGAUUUUGGAAUGUCUCGGAAAAUAGGGAAUGCAUGUGAACUGAGAGAAAUAAUGGGAACUCCUGAAUAUCUAGCUCCAGAAGUAUUGAACUAUGAUCCUAUCACCACGGCAACAGACAUGUGGAAUGUUGGCAUAAUUGCAUACAUGUUAUUAAUGCAUACAUCUCCAUUUGUGGGAGAAGACAAUCAAGAAACAUACCUCAAUAUUUCUCAAGUCAAUGUGGAUUACUCUGAAGAAAUGUUUUCAUCAGUCUCACAGCUGGCCAAAGACUUUAUUCAGUGUCUUUUAGUAAAAAACCCAGAGGACAGACCAACAGCAGAAGACUGUCUCUCUCAUCCUUGGCUCCAGCAACGGGACUUUGUAGACUUGUUUCAUCCUGAAGAAACUUCCUGUUCUUCUCAAACUCAAGAGCACACAGUCAGAAACUCAGAAGACAAAACCAUUAAAUCUACUUGUAAUGGAACCUGUGGCGACCGAGAAGAUAAGGAGAAUAUUCCUGAGGACAUUAGUACAGUUUCCAAACGAUUUCGUUUUGAUGAUUCCUUGCAUAAUCCUCAGGAGCUUGUUCCAGAUUUGUUGUGCUAGCAACUUUCUCUUCAUCAUUUGAACUGAAUUUAAAAUCCACUGCAGUGUUGCCUAUGAGAUGUUAUGUUUUGUAGCUUCAUGUAUAAUGUGCUUAUACUGAACAUGCACUUUUGAUUUGGGGAAGGAUUGAAGGAAAUGUGUUUGUGUUAAUGUAAUGGUUCAUAAUAAGAGAGCUUGAUUCCUGUCCUGGAACCACAGAACUCACCAGAGAAGAAAAUUUAAAUAGUAUAUUUGCACAUUUCAAAUAUUACUUCAAAAAUAACGUUUUGAACAUUUUUGGCUUGUAUUCUGUAAAUAAGAGAAACUAAGCUAAGUUUCACUAGGUUUGCCAAAGAGUUGCUAUACGGUACCAACUAAGUACUUUUGGUAAUUUUUUGGCUAGGACAUAAAUGCAGCAAAAUGAAGAAAUUGAAAGUUAAGUCUUUUGUCUUCCCCUAAGGUAAAUGUUGUGUUAUCCUUCUAUUAAUUGAAUUCAUUCAGAGCAACAUCAUCAAAAUUAAGCUGUUCCAUUUACUGCACUUUCCACCGAAAUACCCAGAAGUCAUCUUGCAUCUGAGAAGAGCAUUCAGCCCUUAGUUUUCUGGUUCUGCAUACAUCAUACAGAGAAUGUGAUAUUUUUCUUGAUAAAAAGAAAUAACAGGAGUUUCCUCUGCAGUUUGUCACUCAAGAAAGUGUUUUGGAAAUUGGGUUUUGUAGUCUUAAUAGAUCUUUCCCUACUCCCAAAAUAUACCCAAUCAAAUACAGUUUGGAAGAUGGUUACAAAACAGCUGGCAAAGCCUUCUGAUGGAUGCUCAUGAAGAUACCUUAGAAAAUAGAGUGUUUCCCUUCGUUAAGCAGUGAUAUCUAUUGAGGGUAGAAGAGUAUGUGGCCAAAUUUAGCUAUGGAAGUAAGUAACAGAAUCUAGGAUGCAGAAUAAUGAAACUAAGAAUCUGAAAACCAAACAUUCGAAAUACAAAUAGGUAUGAGAAGAAACUACUGGAGCACAAUCUCACUAAAGUACAAAUGACUAGAGUCCAAUAAAGAGUCAAGCUCAAUGGUAUUUAAAGUGUUGGGAACAAGCCUCUUAACAAUCUUCUGUACACACACAGCUCACAGUGAGUGGUGAGCUUCAGUAUGAAACAAAUUCCAUGAGGUCCUAUGGUGGCCUACGUAAUAACUGAAGAUUACAAUACAUCACUUUUUUUGGAUUUAGCACAGAGAUUGUCACCUGGUGUCCUUGAUGUCUUCUGAAAAAGAUCCAAUCAAGGAUGGGGGAGACACUUCUCUCUAGCCGAUCCUUAAAGUCUACAAAGAGUGGCCUUCAUUAGCAGGUAUUUUGUCAUCCCAGUAGGAAAGCUUAAGUCAAGGUAAUAGGAGAUUUCAUGACCUAUUGACCUUCUUACACCAUGAAAAAGAGGCCAACUUUUGGCUAAAAAUGGUAGACAUCUCUAGUUACCUUCCUAGAAGUUUUAAAACACCAAAUGUCUCAGUGAUAUCGCCAUUAUUACUAACAGCAAAGAGGGGUGGGUCCUUUGGCCUUAAAUUUGAAUUAAUGUUGUCAAGAGUUUUUUAAAGUAGAAAUUAUGUGUGUUGAAUAUAUGUGUGUAAGUUUUAAAUAUAUAAUCAUUUACACAACUCUUGAUUCAUGAUAGUUCUAGGUUCUUCAAAGACCUGUGAAUCUAUUUUAUUCAACUCAGGUGCCAAAAGAAUUUUUCUCAUAUAUCAUGUAAAUAUAUAAAGAAAUAGUUUUGAAGAAACAGACUAGAAAUUGUAAAAGCUAAAAUGGGCAUCUUCCCUUCCGAUAAAAGCGAAGGUUUAUAGUUUUAUAAUAAUUGUUUCCAUUGAUUUGCCAUCAGUAUUAAGUUACUGCACUCAAGUGUCAAAUAACUUUCAUUGGGAAGUGGUUAUAUGUAUCCAUUUUCUGUGAUCAAAUACAUGCUCACUUGUCGAGAGAUCUCAGUGCACAUCAAUAAAUGAAAUAAGCAAGAAAUGUAAAAUGUUGUAAUAUUAUGAGCACUUAAUAUGUUUGGUGCUUUUCAUGUCAGUUUCCUUUUUUUGCUGGAAGAAGCUUAUAUUCAGCCAGUCUCUGCUUUUCCCCUCAGCUAUAGGGUAUGUUGUAUAUCAAAUUUGAAGUUAAAUCUUUAAAAGUCUAUUUCAAUUAUUUACUUCAUCUCCUAAAAUUAAUUAAGGUUUAUUGUGAAAAGACAGUAGAACUUGAAUUAUGGCAGCACUUACCAUGUAAAAUUCCAGUUGUUUCUAUAAAAAUGAAUGUAAGUAUUUCCACUGGUGGACAAAGUAAGCAGCACCUUAAACUAUUUUCUCACUCCCUAUAUUGUUUCAGAUUAGGUUGAAUCCUGUGAAGGUAUUAUUUUGAAAUGCAUAAUCAUUAAAAAUUUCUGAUUUUAUUCCAAGAUGUUAAACUUUUAAAGUAUCCUACCUGAAGUGUUUAAAAAAAGUUUCAUCUUAAAUUGCUUUAAAAGCAAGUAAGAGAAAAUAUAAUGAAAUAAUAUAAAUAUGUUUUAUCAAACCAUAGUAAAAGAAUGUUUCAAAGUUUUACAGGGAUUUUUCCCCAUUUUAGUUGACUCGAAUAAUAAAUUUUUAGUUGGCUAACUUCACUUCACAAAAUAAAGGUUAAUAUAGUUAUAGCUUAAAAAUGGACAAAAGCAAUUGAGGAGUAAAUUAUAAAGUUAUUGUCUGAAAUUUUACUAACACAUUUUAAAAUUACUUUAAAAAGGCAAAAUUGAAAUGAUACAGAAAAGUUUGUAAAAAGGUUAAAAACAUAUUUACUACAACAUUACAAUUUUUUUCAUGACCCUCAAGGAUACAUUAAUAAUUUAAAAAAUUUUAAUAGUUUUUUUUUCACCCAAAAUGAGCAAGGCUGAAUUAGGGAAUCAUUGAAACUAAAUGUCUAAUUAUUAUUCAUUUUUCGAUCACAGUGACUCCUACAAUUCUUAUUUCCAUUUUCCUUUAAAUAACAAUGUAUUAAAGAUGAAAAAGGUAGGUCUUUUUAGUCAAAAUGGAGGUCACCUUAACAGUAAUAAAUAUCAGUAAUUGCUCAACUGCUCUAAAGUUUAAUUCUAAACUAUAAUAAUUUUGCAAAAUAAAAUUUACUUUCUGAAUAUGGAGUACAAAGAGUUGGAGAAUACCUUAAAAAUAGAAAAUUAAAAUUUUAUUAUCUAUAGUCACUUUGACUUGACUUUCCACAGCAGGUAUAAAACAUAAAAACAAAGCACUUUAAACAUAUAGAAACACAUGGAAUAGCAUAUUGUCCCCAAAGAACAUUUACCUGUUUUUGAUGUUUAAAAUUGUUUACAUUUCUUACUCUAUUUUCAUUUUAGCAAUUGGAUUUUCAAAUGAAGCAAACACCUAGUAAUGGAUACUUUUUGAAUUGUGUAAACAAUUGUAGUUUUAUUUCAAAGUAUAAAAGCGAAAUUUAAAUUCUCUGGAUUAAUGUAAAUGUCUAAUUUUAUUUUAUAAGAAUCUUUUAGAGUGCUUUAACUUACUGUAAAAUAUUGUAUAUAAUUCAAGUAUAGGUCCAACUGUCCUGUGGUAACUUUUGUUAGAUAAUUUAAGUUUUUAAGGGUAGAAUGACAGAUGUGAUCAAGUCUGUUCACUUUAGAGCACUGUUCAUUCUAUGUACUUAAUGAGCCUUUUGAUUGUAAAUUAAAUGGCAUUUUUUUUGUA
Molecule: messenger RNA, 5031 nt
Organism: Vombatus ursinus (common wombat)
Lineage: Eukaryota; Metazoa; Chordata; Mammalia; Diprotodontia; Vombatidae
Gene: STK17B
Product: serine/threonine kinase 17b
Exons: 8
Coding region: 250-1368 (372 amino acids)
Biological process (GO): protein phosphorylation; intracellular signal transduction; positive regulation of apoptotic process
Cellular component (GO): nucleus
Molecular function (GO): protein serine/threonine kinase activity; ATP binding
Source: RefSeq, a predicted model, not a curated record